Messenger RNA from Sebastes umbrosus (honeycomb rockfish), 1422 nucleotides. RefSeq lists its product as uncharacterized. The record is from RefSeq and is a predicted model, not a curated record. Bases 291 to 1034 code for a protein of 247 amino acids. Lineage: Eukaryota; Metazoa; Chordata; Actinopteri; Perciformes; Sebastidae. The transcript is spliced from 5 exons.
GUGUGAAGGGGGUUGUCAUUACUGGCUCACUUCCUUCCUUUACCUCCAUCUGGAAAAAGCAGCAGCAGCAGCAGCAGCAAAAAGGAAAGACUGUCAAAUUAUUGAGAAUAGGAAAAGAAAGUGAGAGAAAAAGCGAGCUGAUGGACUGACAACAAGUAUAACGAGCAGUUUACCAACGAAGAAAUGCAUGUUAUACAGUUUUCCACGCAAGACACGACUUAAUUCGUUCCAGACAGAGGAAGUAAAAACCGAUUUGGGAUGAACGUUGAGCAACACAGUCACAGUUAGAUAUGUGUUACCAUCUCCUCAGUGCCAUCAGCUGUCUCUGCCUUCUUCACACUGGUUUCUGUGCUGAAGAAUGCAUUCAGGUCGUUCUGGCAGAACGUGAGACGUUGUAUGUACCAGCAGGUGGCAGUCUGUCUCUGUCCUGUGUGGUCCAGCACUGUGGAGGAGCCUGGACGGGGACCUGGAUGCGGAGAAACUCAACAGACCAAAAGUUAAGAGUGAGGCACCAUGUGACCAAUGUGACACUCUCAGACAAUAAAACUGAACUCAUCUUGAGUUUCCAGAGUGUCAACCAAUCAUACGAAGGCUCCUAUGGAUGCAGCGUUAAAUGGUCUCAAGGUGACACCGAGCAGGGACAUUUGAAGUAUGUGAACGUCACUGCAGCUGUCCCGUCUCAGAGGAGUGUGUUGCACAGGGUUUUGGUCUGUGCCGGUGCUUUUCUUUGUCUUCCCAUUAUUCUGGGAUUGGCUCGCUGCCUGAGUUCAGAGGUCAAGCCUCAGCCACUUCCUAGAACACUAGUGUCGACACACUCAGCUGUAUACAGAGACCAACCACAGCCGGCUCCACAGCCUCCACCUCGACGCCCCGUACCCCAGAAACGUAGCACUCCCUCCCACAAAGCUGCCCCCAAGACCCAGCAGAAGACUGAGGUGGUGUAUGCAGACAUUUCCCAGGAUGCACUGAGACAACAAGGAGCCACCAGAAACCCUGACCAGUCCAUUGUCUACUCAUCCCUCAGAUUUUCCUGACUGCAAAUCGAAGCAGAUGAAAAACUGUCAGCUGAGGAUCAAUUUUGUUUUUCCUUUUUGUGGGGUUUUGCUUGAUCCUGGACAUUUUCAGGGAACAUUUGAUGUGGGACCAGGGAGCUUCUCACUUUUCUGACGAAUAUUUCACUAUUACGUCAUUCUUGAGCUCAAGACCUUACCUGGAAAAUCAUUGAAGCAGAGGACAAAAUGAGAUACAAAAAAAUCCAGCAGAGUUGUUUUUGUCUCUCCAUGUCUAUGGGCUGUCCUGAUUACUCCUAGAUGUGGAAGUAGUGACUGCUUUAAAUGCCAAAAAUCCUUCAUGUGUAUAUAGCGGAGCCAAAUGUUUCUGAUGUGUUCAUGUAAAUAAAAUAUUAAAGUAUGAACAGAACCA